Chrysoperla carnea is the source of this 1008-nucleotide messenger RNA. RefSeq names its product zinc finger protein 678-like. The transcript has 2 exons. Gene Ontology annotation, molecular function: DNA-binding transcription factor activity, RNA polymerase II-specific; RNA polymerase II cis-regulatory region sequence-specific DNA binding. Gene Ontology annotation, biological process: regulation of transcription by RNA polymerase II. Lineage: Eukaryota; Metazoa; Arthropoda; Insecta; Neuroptera; Chrysopidae. The record is from RefSeq and is a predicted model, not a curated record. The coding region runs from base 44 to 1000 and encodes 318 amino acids.
CAAAGGUGAACAAGAAGGAAUACUUGAAGAAACUGAUAUUAAAAUGGAGAAUGAACGAAUUAAACUUGAACAACAAUUAAAUACUGAAUUAAUUAUUAAAGAUGAAAUAUUUGAUGGAAAUGAUUUAGAAUUUCAUAAUAUUAAAAAUGAAGAAAAAUCUUUGACGUGUGAAGUGUGUGAUAAAACUUUUAAUAAAAAACACCAUUUAAGUGAACAUAAACGAAUUCAUACCAGGGAAAAAUGUUUUUCAUGUGAAGUGUGUGAUAAAUCAUUUAAUUAUAAAAGCAACUUAGUUCAACAUAAACGAAUUCAUACCAAGGAAAAACCUUUUUCAUGUGAAGUGUGUGAGAAAUCAUUUACUUAUAAAAACGGUUUAAUUCAACAUGAACGAACUCAUACAGGGGAAAAACCUUUUUCAUGUGAAAUGUGUGAUAAAACAUUUACUCUAAAAAGUAAUUUAAUAAACCAUAAACGAACUCAUACAGGUGAAAAACGUUUUCCAUGUGAAGUGUGUGAUAAAUCAUUUAAUUAUAAAAGCAUCUUAGUUCAACAUAAACGAAUUCAUACCGGGGAAAAGCCUUUUUCAUGUGAAAUGUGUGAUAAAAUAUUUACUCAAAAAUGCAGUUUAAAUGUACAUAAACAAAGUCAUGUAGGUGAAAAACGUUUUUCAUGCGAAAUGUGUGAUAAAUCAUUUAAUUAUAUAAACCUUUUAAUUCAACAUGAACGAAUUCAUACUGGGGGAAAACCCUUUUCAUGUGAAAUGUGUGAUAAAGAAUUUACUCAGAAAAGUAAUUUAGUUACACAUAAACGAACUCAUACAGAUGAAAAACCUUAUUCAUGUGAAAUGUGUGAUAAAUCAUUUAAAAGAAAACUCGAUUUAAUUCGGCAUGAACGAAUUCAUACUGGGGAAAAACCUUAUUCAUGUGAAAUGUGUGAUAAAACAUUUGCUCAAAAAAGCAGUUUAACUAUACAUAAACAAAGUCAUACAGGAGUAACGUGAGGAAGCAC